Hypomesus transpacificus is the source of this 6781-nucleotide messenger RNA. It is a transcript of the gene smchd1, whose product is annotated as structural maintenance of chromosomes flexible hinge domain containing 1. The transcript has 47 exons. Gene Ontology annotation, cellular component: chromosome. Lineage: Eukaryota; Metazoa; Chordata; Actinopteri; Osmeriformes; Osmeridae. The coding region runs from base 279 to 6260 and encodes 1993 amino acids. Gene Ontology annotation, biological process: double-strand break repair; chromosome organization. Gene Ontology annotation, molecular function: ATP binding; protein binding. The record is from RefSeq and is a predicted model, not a curated record.
CGGGCUAGCGAUCCACCAAUCAAAUUCGAAGAAGAAGAAGAAGAAAGCGCUUUGCAUAAAAAUUCUUAGGCUACCACAAAUUGGACGCACAUGGAAUUUGAAGUGUUUGGUGUAGACGUCUAGUGUACAGACGCAGAUAUAAGAGCUCAUUUCAAAAUAUGCUAGCUAGUUGUAUUGGCAUUCGUCUGCUAACAUUAACUUAAGACUAGCAUUGGUCAUCCAGCACGACAUAGCUUAACUAAUACAGUACGUGGCUAGCGCCUCAAGAAGUUCAGAGAAUGUCGGAGUUGGGCGUUGAGCAAAACUCAACUGAUGAAAGCUUCAAGGCGGAUAUACCAUCUAAAAGAUUAGUUGUGUAUGACUGUCGCAUAGAGAGCAAGACAUCGACAAAGAGAGUUGUAAACACAAAUGGCUUGGACUUUAAUGCUUUUCUACAGCAUAUCUCGAAGGAAUUCGCCAUCCCCACAAACGAAACAUUUGUCUUGACGACAACUGAUAGAGCAGGAAUUAAUGUUGAGAGAUAUGAGGAACUUCAAGAUGGCAGUACACUCCACCUUUUGCAGAGAAAUGAUCAGGUUCUAUAUGUUGCAACUAAGGAACGCAUCAAUUUCCUGCCUCAUUAUGACACAAUUGUCCAGAGUGGAAUGUAUGAGUAUUAUGCCAGUGAAGGUCAAAAGUCACUACCAUAUGCUUUUGCAGAGCUAAUCGACAAUUCACUGGCAGCAACAUCUAGGAUCACCGGAGUUAGGUCUAUAGACAUCCGUUUGAUGUUUGAUGAUUCCCUAGGGAGACCAGCAGUGGUUGUUCUAGACAACGGCUGUGGUAUGUCUUCCAAGCAGCUCAAUAACUGGGCAGUGUACAGGCUGUCUAAGUUCACCAGGGAACACAGCAGCCUCUCCAGUGAUCAUUCCCAGUAUAUCCGUCCUGAGGCUGUCCCUCGCAGUCUCAACAGUGAUAUAUCCUACUUUGGAGUGGGAGGGAAACAAGCUGUGUUCUACAUCGGACAGUCAACCAGGAUGAUCACUAAGCCAGUGGGAUGUCAAGAUGUUCACGAGUUGGUCCUUUCCAAGGAGGAAUUUGAAAGAAAGGAGAGAAACAAGGAAGAAAUAUACAGUGGUUUCAUCCGAAACAGAAAGGUGGGGGAUUCCUCCCAUGUGAAGGACGAGGAGGAGCGCUUCCUCCACGGCCUCAUCGCAGAGGAGGUGGGAAAGGAGAGCUUCACAGCCGUGGUGGUGACUGGGGUCCAGCCUGAGCAUAUCACCCUUCUCAAGCAAGACUUCCACCUGUGGACCAGAGAGCUGGCCCAUCUAUAUCACUACUACAUUCAUGGCAUCAAUGGAAACGACAUGAAAUCCACCUAUCGGAACUCUGAUUGUGUCUCCAACAUUGACAUUCAGAUCUCCUUACUGGAGAAGAUCCCCAAGAUUCCCCGGGUGGUGAACCUCAGAGAGAUCGAUAACGACAUGCAGACCCUCUACAUCAACUCCACAGCAGACACGUUUGAGUUCAAGGCUUAUGUCGAAAGCGACGGCACCGUGGAGGGCAUUCUGAGAUACCAUCCCUUCCUUUAUGAUAAAGAGACCUACCCCGAAGAUCCCUACGCCCUACCAGCACCCAUGGAGGAAGAUGAUGAGGACUGUGUCAUCCUGAACCAGGCCCGGGGCAAAAGGCCCAUAUUUGAGUGCUUCUGGAAUGGAAGACUUAUACCAUACACUACAGUAUCAGAGUUUGACUGGUGUGCCCAGCCCAAGAAGGCAUCGCCGGUGCCAGUGGAGUGUUACAGCCGGUUCUCCGGGGUUCUGUUCACCAACGACAGGUUCCAGGUCAGCACCAACAAGCUCACCUUCAUGGACUUGGAACUGCAGCUCAAAGACAAGGAGACCUUCUUCACGCGUGUCGUCAACGGACAGGAGCAAAGAGUGAAGAUCCAGAGAGAGUUCUCCCAGUGGCUGAAGACCUGCCACGAGAAGCUGGACAAGCAGGUGAAAUUCUCCGGCUUCACGGGGAUGACUGCACGCACUGACGUGGCCACUAAGAAGAUGCAAUAUCCCUGGGCAACCUUCUCCUCCAUCGAGUGGGAAGGCAAAACAUACAAAGCCGGCCAAUAUGUAAAGUCCCUGAGAACAAUGCCCAUCUUCUGCGGCUCUGUGGCUCAGUUCUUGCUGUUCGGAGAUCACGACGGAGAUGUCUACGCCACGGGGGGGCAGGUGCAGGUUAUCAUGGAACCUUCCAGCCUGUACGAUGAGAUCAAGAUUAUACCCAUCUCCAAGCUGGACAGGAACGUGACAACUGCAGCGAUUAAGAAAAGCAUCGACGAUGAACUGGCCAGACUCCCAGACAAGGUGAAGGUCACGUGGCCUGAGAAUAACCCCUGGGCCCAGAACGAUGUGCGCCCUGCAGGGACCUUUUUAGGGCCCCUGCAUGUGGAUGUGCUGAACAAGAAGGGGGAGUCCAUGUCACGGAUGCCCUCGUCCUCUCAGAGCACCGCCAAGAAGCUUCUGAUGGAGCUGAAGGUGGUCUGGCAUGGUCCUAAAGGAGAUGUAGAAACCAACUCUCACAUCGCCCAGCAUUCUGGAAAGUGGGCAUUCUGGUUCAAAACUAUGGAGAACCUAAACAAGCGAGGGAAGUACACGUUAUACCUCAACACUGUUCUCAAUGAGAGCAAUGCCACGGUCUUUGGUGGGAAGCAGCUGCCAAGCCACAAACUGCAUUUCUCCAUCACAGAGGGCAGUGCAGAGAGGUUUCUGCUUGGUGCAGUGACCACUCCUGUCCACAUAGGGGAGCCCUUUGACCUUCCUGUGGAGGUGGUGGAUGGAUACGGACACCCAACUCGGCCCCCUGCAGACAGCAAACCCGUCUUGGAAUGUCGUGGUCUAGUAGUGAGUUAUGAAGGUACAGCUAUGAUCGGGACCAAAUUCACCAUCAAAGGUGUCACAGCCUGUGGGAAAGUGCAGAACUUUCAACGCAAGACAUUUGAUAUAAAAGUGGUCUUGCCUGGGCUCCAACAGGAUUCCCAGACUUUCAAAAUCAGUCUUCUCCCAGGUAUCCCACAUUCCAUCAGGGUUACACCAAAGGAUCAGCCUAUCACAGUUGAGAACGGGACACCUGUUGUCUUUGACAUUGAAGUCUAUGACAAAUCAGGGAACGUCACUACCCACCCAAAGCUGAUCGUUCGCUGCCAGUUACAAGGGGUUCCUGGCUCCACAUUGGUGGCCGUAGACUGCAGUAACACUGGAGCCGGCCAGAUAGUGACCAAGCCCAUCACCCUGAAGGACAUCAAGAAAGAGCAGAUGGUCAAAGUGAAAUUUGACGUGCCUAGUCAGAAGGGCGUGGUGGCCUUGCUGCGGGAGCUGAAGGUGGUCCCCAGCAAGCGUGUGUCCAGGCUGGAGGUGUACCGCCAGGAGGACGGGGAGGACACCACGGUGCUGAAGGACAAAGAGAAGGUGGACUGGGCCGUUGGGGACACCCUGGACAACCUGUGCUACAGGCUGUCUGACGAGGGGGGCAGGACAGUCACUCUGUCAGAGGAACUGGCCCUCAAGGUCAAGGUGAACUGGACGGCAGACUUGAAUGUUGAGGAGCUGGUUCAGGGGAAGCUGCCCCACAUCCAGGUUCCCACCCUGGUACAGGACGAGCACUACUACCAGGUCUCUUACCAGGACCUCAACUCCACUGUCGACACCUCCUUCAUCAUAGUGCCCCACCCUGAUGAGCCCAGGACCAUGAAGGUUACCAUGAGAGACAGCUCUGUGAGGAUGGGCGAGGCUCUACCUGGAAAUAUCUACUUGGAGCUGACGGACCAGUACGGGAACAAAACUCUGUCUCUGCCCCCGAACGGCCUGGACGAGGUCAGCGCAAAGGGAGAGGGUCUGGACGAGGCGUCGCUGGUGUUCACCUGGCAGGAGAGCCGACACGCCAUGGUGGUGACGGGCUUGCGCUUCUCCCCAGGGAUGCCCGGCCCCCGGGAGGUCAGCUUCAGCUGGGGGGGCUUCACGGAGCUCGUGAGGGUCAACUUGGCCGCCGGCCAGCCUGCCCAGUUCAGACUGGUGGACGGCCCUAAGGAGCCCCUGCAGGUGUUUAAUGAGCAGAGCAUCGCAAAGUCCUUCAUCCUGCAAAUGUGUGAUGAGUGGGGGAAUCCCUCCCCAGGACAGAAGGUGGUUGUAAUGAUGAAGUCCCCCAACAGCUCCCUGAAGCUAAGAUUGUCUGCUGCCUCCCAGCCAGUUGACUUGGAGGGCAGAGCCACUUUCAUAGUGGACAACCUGAGCGGCCCUAAGGGGGAGUACCAGCUGGAGUUCCGGGGUUCCUUCAACAGGAAGCCCAUCCCUGGCCCGUCAGUCACCAUCGUCAUCGUCCCAAGCCCCAACAAGCCUGUCAGACUGGCCGUGGAGUACGACAGCAAGGCUGUGUUUGCUGCUGGAGGCACGCUUCCAGUGUUCACCGUGUCGGUGAUGGCGGAGGAUGACAGCCCCAUGAGGAAGCUGAACCCUGCGUCUCUGUCCAUGCUGAUGUGGAGGGGCGGGGCUUCCGCCUCCAAACUCCCGCCUAAAGCGGCCUCUCAGCUCAAGUGCAGCAAACCCAUGGGGGAUGAGAAGGAUGACUGUUUUUACUUCAGAGACAAAGUCAUCCCGGACCAUGUGGGAGAUUACACGGUGCAGUUUGCCCUGUGUGUGGACAUGUCCAAAGGCCUGUGGAGCCAGCAGUAUGUCAUAAACGUGGUGGCUAACGAACCUUUCAAGCUGGCCCCAGACUCACAGCCACCAACCCCAGUCAUCUCCAACAAUGACAUCAUCGCCAGCCGGACCCUGGUGGAGGAUAUGACUCUGAGGAUAAUGGACAUGUAUAACAACCCGGCAGGCGCGGGGCUGCAGGGGAAGGUGGUGGUCACCAUGAGGAGCUCCAGCAGCUCAGCCACUCUGCCCGUGUUUGACAGCAACAAGAAGAGCCUGCAAGUGCCCCUGUCUGAGGGCCAGGCCCGCAUCACUAACCUGGCGAUCAUGAUAAACAGCCCUGGUGAUGACGGACAGGAGUACACCCUGUUAUUCAAACCCUCCAUCUCGGGGUUCAGCUCCAAGAAGCAGCUGGCUGCCUUCGAACUGCCCUUCCGCUUCUACAACGACGUCGAGAACCAGAAGCAGAUGUCGGAGCUGACCAAAAAGAAAGACCAGCUCUCCCAGACCAUCGACAUCUACAAGAGCUUGUUUGACACCAACAGACAGCUCGUCACUGAGCUUAACAACCAGGUCAAAGACGUCACCAACAAAGAGACCCUUCUGAAAUCCCAGUUACGGAGACAAAGUCUAAACGUAGCCAAGUUAUCAUCUAUUUCAGAGAUUGACGCAGCCAUCCGUGAGAGCUCGGCGGAGGCAGAGCGGGUCAGCCGGCAGCCCAGGAGAACAUGCUCCAUGCCUGAUCCCUACAAGGGCAGCCAGGACGUCCUGGGAAAAAUCGCCCACCUGGCGCUGGUGGUGGAUGACGAUGCCGCCACGGUCAUAUCCUGGCAUCUCCUAGGAGACAUGGACUGCGUGGUCACCAAGACGACAGUUGCGGCGCGGAAGAUCUACGAUGACACCCAGGGGAGGCAGCAGGUCUUGCCUUUGGACACAGUUUUCUGGAGAAGCAUCCAGAAACCCUUACCCCACCUGCGAAACGGUAAAACCAGCUUUCAACCCACUGGAAACCCUGUGUUUGCCAAAGAUCUUCUCAUCUUCCAAGAGAAUUCUGAAAGCUGCCAGAUGGUGUUUGGCAGCCUCCUGGGAGAUACCAUUUUGGUGGACGACCUUGACUCUGCUAACCACUACAGGAAAGGGGUGGUCCAGAGCCAGGUCCCUUGCCCCACUCUCCUGACCAGAAAGGGAGAGAGGAUCCGUGCAAACGGCAAGUUUGGGGGUUUGCAGAACAAAGCCCCCCCCCUUGAACGGAUGCGCUCCCAGGUGUUUGGUGCACCCCUGCCCCAGCAGUACCACACCCUCAUGGGGCAGAUAGAUUUGCUCCAACAGAGCAAGAUGACCAUGCAGAAGAGCAUGCAGGUGAAGAUGGAGUUUGAGAACCACUUGCAGUACCUGAAAUCUCCUGAGAUGGUGAAGAAGGAGGAGGAGAUGGCAGAACAGGAGAAGCAGCUCAGAGACAUUGAAAAGACUCUCGCCAGCACCCCAGUGCGACCACCGCCAACUUCUGCUGUGAAGAGGAGGAUAGAGGAGGUUGAUGAACUGUCUGAUAUCAUUAUCAAAAGAACAAGGUCAUCAAAAAGGGAUUUAUAUUAGUAAUGUUUUGUUUUUUGUUUUUUUUUGGCAGCAUUGUGAGAUAUACACUUUUAUUACACAAUUAUUUUUAUUAAAAUUCAUGUAAAUAGUUUGUAUAGAUAAAAACACAGUAAGUGUGCACAAGUCAACAUUGAAACAUUGUGCAUUUUAUUUCUUUUUUGUUAUUUAAAACUGCUUCCUUACCUGUGUGUGUCACAAAAUAGAGCAGCAGUCAAAAUGUCCAUCUGUUUGUAUAAAAGUAAGAAAAAACGAUAUUGCUCUUUUUUCAAAAUUACAUGAAUACUAUGUUCUAUAUAUUUUAUAACCUACAUUACUUAUCAAUGCAACCAAACUGUUUUUUAUAAACUAUAAAAAAAAUCUGCUUUGUUAACACCUGUACAUAACAUGAGAUGACGCAGUGAUGUUCACUUUUGCAACGCCCAGCAUUUUCAUAUGCUUUUAAGUUGAUAGUAGGUUGAAAGAAAAUCUCAAUAAAGUACAGCGACAUCUUUGUCCAGUAGACAGGCAAUCCUGUUUCGUUU